AGAUCCAGCAAUCGAUUUACAAAAUUAAUAUUAUCAUAUUGUCUUUAAAUUCCGAUUGCAUCGAGAGUUUAAAAAAAUGUCCGAAACAGCGAAGAAAGUUGUUCUAGCUUAUAGCGGUGGUUUGGACACAUCAUGCAUAUUAUUAUGGUUGAAAGAAAAGGGAUAUCAAGUUAUAGCUUAUAUGGCAAACAUUGGACAAGAAGAAGAUUUUGACGCCGCUAGAAAAAAAGCGUUAAAAAUUGGUGCUACGAAGGUAGUAAUAGAAAAUCUUAGAGAAGUUUUUCUAUCAUCAUUUGUAUGGCCAGCCAUUGCAUGCGGACUUAUUUACGAAGAUAGAUAUCUUUUGGGUACGGCAAUCGCUCGGCCAUGCAUCAGCGAAGGUCUUAUAAGACUUGCAAGAGAUGAAAAUGCAUGUAUAAUCGCUCAUGGUGCGACAGGAAAAGGUAAUGAUCAAGUUCGUUUUGAGCUGAACUGUUACAGCCUUUAUCCAGAUAUCCAGAUACUCGCACCUUGGAGGGAGAAAGAAUUUUACACAAGAUUUUCAGGAAGAUCGGAUUUGUUGAAGUAUGCACAACAGAACGAUAUUCCUAUUUCAAUAACACCAAAAGAACCAUGGAGUACCGAUGCGAAUCUAUUACACGUUAGUUAUGAAUCGGGUAUUUUGGAAAAUCCAAAUGCAUUAGCCCCGAAACAAAUAUAUAGAAUGACAUGUGAUCCAUUGUGUUCUCCAAUGGAACCGGAAGAGAUUGAAAUCAAUUUUGAGCAAGGAUAUCCGUCGUCCGUCAAACAAUUAAAAAAUAAUGAAACGUUUCUCACUCCGCUUAAAAUAAUGCAAUAUUUAAAUGAAAUUGGUAAUCUACAUGGUAUAGGACGUAUCGACAUUGUCGAGAAUCGUUUUAUUGGUUUGAAAUCUAGAGGAAUUUACGAAUCGCCGGGAGCAACGAUUCUAUAUAAAGCACAUCAAGAUUUAGAGAUUUUUAUAUUAGAUCGUGAGGUUUUAAGAGUAAAAUCUUAUUUGGCUAACAAAAUGUCCGAUUAUGUCUAUAAUGGUUUCUGGUUUUCUCCCGAAUUUGAUUUCGUACGGAAUAGCAUAUUAUAUUCUCAAAAAUACGUAAAUGGGACAGUUCGAUUGCAAUUGUAUAAGGGAAAUGUAUCUGUACUUAGUCGACAUAGCAAAACUUCUUUAUACAAUCAAAAUUUAGUUUCAAUGGAUGUACAAGGAGAUUUCGAACCGAAAGACGUGGGUGGUUUCAUUCGGACACAAGCUUACAGAUUGAAAGAAUUUAAUCGCUUCAAAAAACAAUGUGAUAUCUAAAUUCAUUUAUUAACAUUAUAAUAUAUAAUAAAUUAUAAUAUAUUAAAAUGUAUUAAAAUAUAUAAU
Messenger RNA from Apis florea (little honeybee), 1381 nucleotides. It is a transcript of the gene Ass, whose product is annotated as argininosuccinate synthase. The record is from RefSeq and is a predicted model, not a curated record. NCBI's taxonomy places the organism in Eukaryota, Metazoa, Arthropoda, Insecta, Hymenoptera, Apidae. Gene Ontology annotation, molecular function: argininosuccinate synthase activity; ATP binding. Gene Ontology annotation, cellular component: cytoplasm. Gene Ontology annotation, biological process: urea cycle; L-arginine biosynthetic process.